Schizophyllum commune H4-8 is the source of this 786-nucleotide messenger RNA. RefSeq lists its product as uncharacterized. Lineage: Eukaryota; Fungi; Basidiomycota; Agaricomycetes; Agaricales; Schizophyllaceae. The record is from RefSeq and is a predicted model, not a curated record. The annotation marks the transcript as partial. The transcript is spliced from 4 exons.
UUGGAGCUCAACAUACACCAGAAGAUCUUGUCUGAGAUCGCAGCGCUCGCUGCGGACGAAGGAGAGGAGGAAUGCGACUACGCGCAGGAGACGAUCUCCAGCAAGCUACUGGAAGCUGAGGUCGAGUCUGCCGAGGUGGGCAGUGAGGCCAAGUCGAACGGAGAUGCCAAUGGUGCAGAACUUGCCCACCAGGAGAGGGUGUUUAUGCCGGCUACCCGCGUCCACUGCAACAUCGGCUUCGGAGAACUCGUCAUCAACUUCCCAGAUAGCAGGAUUGCCUCCUCGAUUGAUACUAUACUACCCACCCUAAUCGGAAUUGUGAAGGAAAUACCCCGCGUCGACUUCGAUAAGUCCUUGUACUGGCAGGGUGCCGAGCUGAUGCACAAGGUAGAAUGGUCUCUCCCGGACCAACUUACCUACUCAACGGUGUCUGCGUUGCUUCGUGUUGCUGCCGCGCAUCCAGAGGCUGUAACACCUGCUACGGAGGCGAUCAUCUCGCUAGUGACCGACCUGCGCUCGAGGAUAGAUCGCGAGAGCUCCCUCGACAUCCUCACCCAGAUCAUCCCCGCACUGCAUGGUUUCUACCGCGCUGUCACCACCACUUCCUUCCCAUGGACCUACAACCACUGGCAUGCCCUCUCCGCCCAGUUCGCCACCAUCUGCGCCCCGUCCGUCGUCGACCGCCUCAACAACCUCCUCGCCGACAUUAUGCAGAGGGACGGCCCCGACGAGCACAUCCUACGCUUCCUCCACACCUUCCUCGGGCGCUACCUCUCGCGCGGGCGG